Molecule: messenger RNA, 1650 nt
Organism: Aspergillus saccharolyticus JOP 1030-1
Lineage: Eukaryota; Fungi; Ascomycota; Eurotiomycetes; Eurotiales; Aspergillaceae
Product: 25S rRNA (adenine645-N1)-methyltransferase
Exons: 1
Coding region: 44-1552 (502 amino acids)
Biological process (GO): rRNA methylation; ribosomal large subunit biogenesis
Cellular component (GO): nucleolus
Molecular function (GO): rRNA (adenine) methyltransferase activity
Source: RefSeq, a predicted model, not a curated record
CGCAUCGACAAUCAACCAUCCUCUUCAGUACCCUAUCGCAACUAUGUUCGCUGUUCCGGGUUGGUCGCUUGAGAACUCUGCUCUCAAGCAGCAGAGUGAGCCUGUCGCUCAAGAAAAGUCUAACGACAAGCCUUCCAAGCCAAAUGGCAAGGACCGAAAGCGCAAGCGGGAUGAUAACGUCCACAAAGGAAAUGUGGACGCCAUGUAUCGCCGGCACAUUGAGGGGGAGAAGAUGACCCCUUGGGCUAGAAAGAAGGCUGAGAAGAACGCCAUGAAGGCCGAAAAGAACCAGAGCCAAGAUCAGGCGCCCAAGCAGGAGAACGUCGAAACGGACGCACCGCGACAAAGCACCGACGCCGCCGCCGAGGAAAGCGAAAAGCCCAAGAGCAAAAAGCAGAAGAAGAACAAGAACAAGAACAAGGAGGAGAAGCAAGAACAAUCGCAAGACGAUGCUGCCAGCAAACCCUCGACCGCCGAAUCCAUGCCUGUGGCACCUCCGGAGACGAAAGCCAUCCUUACUCCUCUCCAACAAGCUAUGCGACAGAAGCUCAUCUCUUCCCGAUUUCGCCAUUUGAACGAGACACUCUACACCACUCCCUCGAGCAAGGCUCUCGAGCUUUUCACUUCAAAUCCUGAGUUAUUCGACGAAUAUCAUGCUGGUUUCGCGCGUCAGGUCAAGGAAUCAUGGCCCUCGAACCCUGUGGAUGGCUACAUCAAGGCUCUCCGCGCCAGAGGCAGUGCUCAUGCACCGAAGAGAGGCAAGCCGGACAAUAAGGGUCGAAACUCGGCUGCGCCUCUCCCCCGACGACCGAACGGUCUGUGUACUGUAGCCGAUCUCGGCUGUGGUGAUGCUCAACUUGCCCGCGCGCUCUCGCCGUCCUCCAAGAAACUGAACCUCAAAUUACUCAGCUACGAUCUGCACGCCCCGGAGGGCUCGCCUAUCACCAAAGCCGAUAUCUCCAAUUUGCCGCUGCCCGAUGGGUCAGUCGAUGUAGCUGUUUUCUGUCUCAGUUUAAUGGGUACCAACUGGGUGUCGUUCGUGGAAGAGGCAUGGCGUGUGCUCCGUAGCGACGGCAAGGGCGAACUGUGGGUCAGUGAAGUGAAGAGCCGCUUCGGCAAGGUCACCCGCAAGAAGGCGCAGAUCGGCGCUAAGAAGCCGCUGAGCAAGGCAGAGCAGAAGAAGCUCAAGAAGAAGCAGGCGGCUGACGACGCGGACUCGGAUGUCGAAGACAACGAGAUUUACGCCGAGGAUGCUCGUCCUGCCGCCAACGACGAUGAGACAGAUAUCUCCGCGUUUGUGGAAGUCUUCCGGACGCGAGGCUUUGUCCUGAAGCAGGAGUCUGUGGAUAAGUCCAACAAGAUGUUUGUGAAGAUGGAGUUUGUGAAGGCCGGUGGCGCCCCCACCAAGGGUAAACAUGCCUCUUCCACUCCGAGCGCUGGUACUGGCCCUGGCAAGAAGCGAUUCAUCGACAGAUCAUCGCUCAAUGAAAAAGGCAUGUCGGCUUCUGAGGAAGCUGCUGUUCUCAAGCCGUGCGUCUACAAAAUUCGAUAGAGGUGGUUGGAGGUGAUUAUGCUAAUAAAAAAGUGCUUGAAUUUAUGAUAAUAAACCGAGUCAUUACUGUAAAUAUGCAUAGCUUCAGAACAUCAGUG